Peromyscus californicus insignis is the source of this 5109-nucleotide messenger RNA. It is a transcript of the gene Ube2k, whose product is annotated as ubiquitin conjugating enzyme E2 K. Gene Ontology annotation, cellular component: nucleus. The record is from RefSeq and is a predicted model, not a curated record. The transcript has 7 exons. NCBI's taxonomy places the organism in Eukaryota, Metazoa, Chordata, Mammalia, Rodentia, Cricetidae. Bases 174 to 776 code for a protein of 200 amino acids. Gene Ontology annotation, molecular function: protein binding; ubiquitin conjugating enzyme activity. Gene Ontology annotation, biological process: proteasome-mediated ubiquitin-dependent protein catabolic process; protein polyubiquitination.
CGCGGCGGCAAGGGUGGCAGUGGCAGCGCUCGCGGGCUCGGGUCGGCAUCCCUGAGGGAGGAGGCGGUGGAGGAAGAGGUGGCGGCGGCGGCGGCGGCGGCGGCGGCGGCGGCGGCGGCGGUGGUCGUAGCGGUGGCGGAGGAGGCGGGUCCGAAUCGGCUGCGGGCAGAGACAUGGCCAACAUCGCGGUGCAGCGAAUCAAGCGGGAGUUCAAGGAGGUGCUGAAGAGCGAGGAGACGAGCAAAAAUCAAAUUAAAGUAGAUCUUGUAGAUGAGAAUUUUACAGAAUUAAGAGGAGAAAUAGCAGGACCUCCAGACACACCAUAUGAAGGUGGAAGAUAUCAACUAGAGAUAAAAAUACCAGAAACAUAUCCAUUUAAUCCCCCUAAGGUCCGGUUUAUCACUAAAAUAUGGCAUCCUAAUAUUAGUUCCGUCACAGGGGCUAUUUGUUUGGAUAUCCUGAAAGAUCAAUGGGCAGCAGCAAUGACUCUGCGCACGGUAUUAUUGUCAUUGCAAGCACUGUUGGCAGCUGCGGAACCAGAUGACCCCCAAGAUGCAGUAGUAGCGAAUCAGUACAAACAAAAUCCUGAAAUGUUCAAGCAGACAGCUCGACUUUGGGCACAUGUGUAUGCUGGAGCACCAGUUUCUAGUCCAGAAUACACCAAAAAAAUAGAAAACCUGUGUGCUAUGGGCUUUGAUAGGAAUGCAGUAAUAGUGGCCUUGUCUUCAAAAUCAUGGGAUGUAGAGACUGCAACAGAGCUGCUUCUGAGUAACUGAGGCAUGGAAGCUGCCGCCAGCCACGCUCACCUCGUGAGGAGCACCAACAUCGGUUAUUUUUAGGAUUCUGCAUAAAUUUCUUUUAAACUGGCAUUCUUGCCUAAUGAUGUUAUCUAGGCACCAUUGGAGACUGAAAAAAAAUUCCCUGCUCUGUAAAUAAAGCUAAUUAAACGUCUGUGUAAAUUUAAAAAGGGGAAAUACUUUAAUUUUUUUCUUAAUAGUGUAAAAAUUCUUUGAGCUAAGCUAAAACCGUGGAAAAAACAUGCUACGUUAGUGUUUAGCAGUGUAACAAGACUAGCGACUUCGCUUCAGGGUUCUGUUGAAUAACUAGGCUAACACUCGAGUGUCGCCGCUCACAUUGUCGUGUUGCAUCACAGCUCCCUUAAGCGUUUGAACCUGGAUCCUCUGUGCCUGUGAAUUUACUUGCAUGCUUGUACUUGACUUCUUAGGAUGGGUAGCUGAAAAGACCACCCUUUUAAGCAUUAGGAAAUUCUUGAAUUAUGAGAUUUAUCCAGACUUAAAGAUGACCUAAUUAGAGCCUUUCGGUCCCUGUGGACGGGUAAGGACACUCUUAUUUUUUCCCUGUUACCAUCCAGAGCUAAGAUUCUCAUGGUCAGUUUCUCUGUGUUUGGUGGGAACUGUGCUGAGGAAGUGUCCUUGUUCCGUUUUAGGUCAUAGAUUUGAAAUGUUUUGUCUGAGUUCUUCACUGUGUAAGUAAUAAUGUAAAAAUGGGGCUGCCAAUUUUAUUUCUCUUAUAAAAGAAGUAAUACUUGAUGUUGCAGUAUUCCCAGGUUUAAUAAAAGGACCCUACUUAGUUUUUCAGUGAAUUUGACAUUUUUCAACUGUUGAAAUCUUUGGAAACUUGAAGGAUGCAGCCAACUGUUUGCAGUAGUGUCCGGUGUAACUGGGACUUACAGUCUGCUUUAUCAGACACUUGAGAUGGCUCUUGCUGCACUCCCCAUGUCCACACAUGAGAGCAAGCUGUUAGUGUCUCACUGUACAUACUCCAGAUGCACAUAGGAAUAGGCGUGUGCUAUAACUCUAGCUUUCUUUAUGAUGUUGCUGAGAAUGUGAGAAUUGAAACUUUACCUUCUCUUGUACAUAGACUUCCUGUUCUCAAGGACCGUCCCAUCUCAUUCUAAGUUCAAAGUUUGAAAAGUGUUCGUUUUACAAACUCAAACACUUACUUAACCAUCUUAAUAAGGUUCAAAUGAAUUUAUGUAGGCAGUUGUUACAUAGGAGAUAUAAUUAUAAAUUUUGAGGACCAAUGAAUAAAUAACAGAAAUGUAAUGGAAUCAGUCUGAAUUAAAGUAAGGCUCUCUAUGGAAAGUCAUAUUCUAAAAGGUUUGUUUUCUUGAAAUGUUCUUCAUCUUAUAGUCAUAAAGUGUUAGGAAAAUACUUUUUGAACCUAUUAACUCAGCAUAACUUCAUUUGACUUUUCAAUAAUCUUGAUACUACAAGCAAUAAAAGAACCAUUAACUAUACUAUAACAUUAAAAAUGUGAAGGUUCUUCUAGCAACUUGUAAGGCUUUCACAGUUAACAGUGACUGCGUGCUGCUGGUCCUGCACACUAUAAACUCAAGCUGCUAUGUUCUCCAUGUUUGCGGAUGCACACAUUUCCUGUUGCAGCCACAUCCUUUUAUUGCUAUAGUUUAUUUUCUAAAGAUGCCAAAGGAAACAAAUUUUUCUUUAUUUAUUUUAAAUAGCUAAAACUCUACUUUUCUUUAUAUUCUGAGAUUAGAUGGAAUUGUGUGACAUUAUGGACAAUUUAGCUCCAUUAUUGAUUAGAAAGUGGCUUUUUUUUGGUUUUUUUUUUUUUUUUUGGUAAGUGGAGGUGGCUUGGUAACACUAAUAUUUGGAUAUUUAAAAGGAUGAAACAUUCUUGGAGUUUCCUCUUUGCCUGUAUUGUCAGGGUAGACUGUCUGGUCAGACAGAGACGAGAACUAACUCAGAUGGCGGGAGUCAAGCAUUACCUGCUUUGCUCUUGGAGGCAGCUAUGUCCUGGUUUGGUUUUUUUAUUUUUUAUUUUUAUUUUUGCAUAUUGGCCUCAGACUGGCCCGAUCUUGUAUGUACUAAACACACUUAAGGGUCCCCAGCACCCAGAAGAUUGGAGAAGUAUAACAUUGGGUUUCACAGAUUUACAUGAUGUUGCCUUUUUAGAAAUUGAUUUUCAGCUGGAUGUGGUGGCAGAUUCUCUUGUGAUCCUAGCUCUUGGGUGCUAGGACCAUGAGUUCAAGGCUCUCUGGGUUACAUAAGCAAGACUACUUAAGAUUCCUCAUUUUCAUUUCAUGUGAUAAUCACCUUUUCUGGUGUAUUUCCUCGCUGUCCUCUUGGGUUGUUUUUAACUUCCCAACUGGUAGGUUUAGUUUAUCAAAAACAAAAAAGAAGCUUAAAUAAUACCUUUAUUCUGGUAUUAAAUAUGUUUAGGAAAGUAUUAAAAAUUCAGGCUUAGUAAUAAGUACCCUGAUGGAAAUUAUUUUUAAAUUCUGGUUUGAGAAUUUGUCAGUUUAAAAAGUCCUAAAAAGUUUUUGGUCUGGGUGUGGUGGCACAUGCUUUUAGUCCCAGGCUUUUUGAGAGGCAGAGGCAAGCACGUUUUUGAGUUCGAGGCCAUUCUUGUCUACAUACUAAGUCCCACGCUAGCCAGGACUCCACAGACGUUGUGGGGCACCUCCCCUCCCGAGUAAUUUUAGUGAGACCUUAUUUAGAGCAUGCAGAUUUACUACAAGUCACUGACCCUCUAAUGGGCUUUUACAUAAUCCAGUGUUUUUCCUGAGCCUGGGCCUGACUUUCAGUAGAAAACUUAGUUGUAAGCCUGUUGGGAUAGAUCCCAGGAAGGUCUGACUCCAAGCACAGGAUGUAGAUACUUAUGGCACACUGGUACUAGCCAGCUGCCCCAAGUUUGUGCUCUCAAAUGUUUCUUGGUUUACUUACACGUAACCUUCAAAAAUAUGUUAAUGUUUGGAAAAUUGAGUUUUUCCUUUUGAGAAGUGUAACCUAUGAAAUGAGAUUAAAACACCUUUUUUUUUUUGAAAUUUUUUAUAUUCCUGAUUGUUGGUGGCAUUUAACACUAUGCAAAAAUCUUUGUCUGCAGGAAGGGACGGCAGCAGGGUUGCUCGGUAGGCACUGGGAAUGCAGCAUGUUACUGGUCAGGCUGCUGGGCAAAUUUACCAGUGGGAAAAGCAAAGCUCGAUUGUAAGUGUAUGUCUGCUAGGAGCUUGUGCACCUGCAGUAGAAGAAGAGUGUUUUCCAAAUCCAGUGUAGCAAGACCAGAAAGGAAUUCUUGGUGGUCUAAGGAAUGAAGAUGACUUUGGGCAGAGGGGUGUGGAGUCAGCUAUAUUGUGUACAUAGAUGGAACCAGUGUUUAGAUAGGAGAGAGGGAAAGGGAGGGCUGUUCACAGUUAUCUUUAUUUCAAUCACUUUUUCUAGCUUCAAGGAGUUGAUGUUUGAAAGUUGCAUUUCCACCUCUCAGUCCCUGUUUAAGUCAGUGCACACCCAUCAGCCUGUUGGUGUCGCUGAGGAGGCAACUCCGAGCCCUCCCUGUUGCAUAGCCUUUUCCCAAGCAUGCCUUCCAGUGUCUGCACAUGUUGUGAUAGACUGUUUGCACUGUUGCCGUGCACAGUACAGCUCACUGCAUAGGUCAGAGAGUGCUGGUCUCUCCCUUGCUGUCCUCGUACUCCUCGUCGUUACUGCUUUCUUACAUGGCUAGGACCUCAGGAGCCUGCAGUCAUCACCAGAAGGUGCCAGGAUGGUCUCACCUUUGGCUUGGUUCUUCCCACCACGCUGCUGUCUGUGAUGAGCUGUGGCAUAGGUUGGUUUGGUUCUGAGAGAAGUGGAUCCAGUCCUUGCACUGUGCUCUUACUGAUCAUGUCUGCUUCCCGUCACCUACUUUUUACAGGCAUCAUAAUAAAAGCUAGACAAUUUCUUUGGGGGAAAAGAGACUUAUUUAAUGUAAUUUAAAAGACUUUUCCAAUAGAAAAUGAAAUAUUAUUGAAAAUAUCUAUUUUUUAGCUUUCAGCAAUUGAUGGUGCUUUGUUGUGGUGUCUGCUGGAAGUUACUGCCAUUAUAGGGAUUUUCAUUAACCUCACUGGGAAAGACCCUUGCUUGUUAGCUUCUUUAGAUCUCUAAACAGUGUGUUAGUGAUGGUAAUCCUGUAGGAGGGUCUAUUCUGAGCCAUUAACUUCCUGUAAGGGGAAAAUGGGCUGGUUACCAGAAAUACCAUUGAAGCAGGGUGGGCUGCGGGUGGAGGGUUGGGUGUUUGUCUUGAGAAUUAAAAACUACGAAACACUUUUGUAUACAACUGAAUUUUUAAAAAAUAAACACAUUUUUAAAGAUG